Molecule: messenger RNA, 1396 nt
Organism: Colletes gigas
Lineage: Eukaryota; Metazoa; Arthropoda; Insecta; Hymenoptera; Colletidae
Product: enoyl-[acyl-carrier-protein] reductase, mitochondrial
Exons: 5
Coding region: 143-1255 (370 amino acids)
Biological process (GO): fatty acid metabolic process
Cellular component (GO): mitochondrion
Molecular function (GO): trans-2-enoyl-CoA reductase (NADPH) activity
Source: RefSeq, a predicted model, not a curated record
UGAAGUCAUUAUCUAAGUCUGCUUUUGAUCAAUGUUUUUCUUUGAAUUAGUGUAUGUAUACAUAAUAGUAUCAUACUGAAUUGAAAUUGAAUCCAAAAACUAUCGUAUUUGUGAAUAUUAUAGUUAUACAUUAAACAAUAAAAUGGUUAUGUGCAUAAGAAAAUUAACUUUACCAUUAUCGCGAUCUAUUUCAACAAAUUUUACAUCAAUUCGUCAAAUGAGCACGGCGAUUAAUGCGGAUUCUGGAAAAUCCUUGUUGUACACGACAUAUGGAAAUCCUGCUGAUGUUUUACGUAUUACAACGCAAACUAUUAAUCAACCAGAAAAUGAUCAGGUAUCUGUUAAGUGGUUAUUAGCACCCAUUAAUCCAGCAGAUCUAAAUACAAUACAAGGCAAAUAUCCAAGUAAACCACCUUUACCAGCUAUUCCAGGAAAUGAAGGAGUAGGUGAAGUAAUAGCUAUUGGAUCUAAUGUGAAUAAUCUAUCUGUUGGUGACAGAGUUAUUCCAUUUGGUUCACAUUUAGGAACAUGGAGAACACGCGCAAAUUAUAAUUCGAAAGAACUUAUGAAAAUUCCAAAGGAUGUUGGAACCAUAGAAGCUAGUAUGUUGAAUGUGAACCCAUGUACUGCAUACAGGAUGCUUAAAGAUUUUGUUUCAUUAAAUCCUGGAGAUACUGUGAUUCAAAAUGGUGGUAAUUCUGCAGUUGGGCAGAUAGUUAUACAAUUAUGCAAACUGUGGAAUUAUAAAACUGUCAGUGUUGUUAGAGACAGACCAAACAUACAAGAGUUAAAGGACCAGUUAACGAGUUUGGGUGCAGAUGUAAUACUUACUGAAGCUGAAAUAAGGAAUACACAAAUUUUUAGCAGUAAAAAGUUACCUUCACCAAGAUUAGCCCUUAAUUGUAUAUGUGGACAAAAUGCAUUACAAGUUGUGAAACAGUUAGCACAUGGUGGCAUUAUGGUGACUUAUGGUGGUAUGUCCAGAGAACCUUUAACUGUUCCAACUUCUGCACUUAUUUUUAAGGAUAUAACUUUGAAGGGAUUUUGGAUGACAGAAUGGACAAAGAAAAAUACGCAUUCCAAAGAACGCAUAGACAUGUUCAAUGAAUUGGGAUUAUUGUUCAAAGAUAAGAAAUUAAAAGCUCCACCACAUAAGUUAGUUCCAUUGUGCCAAUUUGAAGAAGCUGUUGUGAACGCACUGAACAUUGAUGGUAAAACUGGAGUAAAAUAUAUUUUCGAUUUGACUCGAUCUUAAAAUGAAUUUAUGUUUUUAAUAAUGAGAAUUUAGAAGCAAAGUUGGGUAAAAUUUAAUUAGAUUACAUUUUGCCCAACUCUGUUUAGAAAUUUCGUAUUGAAAUGACUGCAUUUCUUAUGUAUUUAAAUUAUUAACAUACGC